Messenger RNA from Rhodofomes roseus, 2606 nucleotides. RefSeq lists its product as uncharacterized. The record is from RefSeq and is a predicted model, not a curated record. Gene Ontology annotation, cellular component: RNA polymerase II transcription regulator complex. Gene Ontology annotation, molecular function: transcription cis-regulatory region binding; DNA-binding transcription activator activity, RNA polymerase II-specific. The coding region runs from base 239 to 2425 and encodes 728 amino acids. NCBI's taxonomy places the organism in Eukaryota, Fungi, Basidiomycota, Agaricomycetes, Polyporales, Fomitopsidaceae. The transcript has 4 exons.
CGGCAACUUCCCGCCCCUCUCACCCUCCUCUCUCUCUCAUCCAGCCUCCCGUCGCCCCCUCCUCGCCCUCCUCGUUCUCCUCGCCUGCUCGCCCCGUUUCCCCCACCCGCAGCACCGCGUGCACCGUUAGCUCUUCCGGCUCAGCGUAGAUCCGCGCGGCGCUGACAAAGAUUACGCAUACCUCGCCUCGAGAUCCUGAUUCCUGACGCAACCAACCCACGAGAGCAUCUUUACAGCAAUGGACCCCUUCGGCGGCGUGCAGUCCUUCUGGGACCUCUCCUCCCAGCCCAGCACCUUCUCAGCCCUCCCCGACGACGACUUCCUCGCCUUCCUCGAGAAGCAAUUCCCCUCCUCCGUAGGCAACAACGGCCUCACCACCUUCGAUGGCAUCACCGCCCCAGAGGUCGUCGACCCCCAGAGCCUCACCCGCUACCCAAUAUCGGGCGCCAGCCCGCCCUCCAGCGAUAGCAGUCCCAGUCCACCCAGCGUGAAUACCGAGCACAGCCCGUCUCGGCGCCAGUCAGGAUCCUUCAACACUCCUGAGCAGGAGGAGCAGGGUCUCAAGCGCAAGGCCAGCAGCGAGAGUGUAUCCGGUGAGCCCUCGCACAAGAACCAGCAUACAUCGAGCGCCAACAAGAAGUCGUCGACCGCCGCACGGCGCAAAUCGACUGGCAAUGCGGGACAGGGCCGUGACGAUGCUCGGUUACUCAAGCGUAAGGAGCAAAAUAGGGCAGCGCAAAGAGCAUUCAGGGAGCGCAAGGAAAAGCAUGUCAAGGAUCUCGAAGACAAAGUUGCCGAACUGGAGGCCAAAAACCAGACGACCGAAUCGGAGAACGAGAACCUCCGGGACCUUCUCUCGCGACUGCAGAAUGAGAACAUGAUGCUCAAGCAGGCCGCCUUCACUUUCUCCGUGCCACGGGAUAACGCACCCAACAUGGCCAACGGUAUCCCCGCAUCGGGCUCAAUGCCGCAGUCGUUCAACUUCGCAUCACCUGGAGCGGGCUCGAGUCGCACACAGACAGCGCCAGCUAUGAACUUCAACUCGCUCAUCUCCUUCGACCCGAACGCUAUGAACGACGAGCCGACGGCGACGGAGGGAGCGAUGAACAUGGACUUCGGAUUCGGCCAGCCGCACUGCUCAUACAAGACAAUCGCGGCGAACCCGAUGUUCAUGUCGUUCGCGGAGCCGUCGCCGUACGACUCGCCGCCGUCGUCAAAUGGCGGGCAGAGUGGCAAUGGGUCGUAUGGCAGCAGUAGUUUCAGCAGUCCUUUCGACCACUGGUCACCACCUGCGGGCGACUCCAAUGGCCUCGACCAGCUCUUCGGUGGUAACUACCUCGGGACGACAAAUGGCGUGGACUUCAACGCGCUGCUUAAGAGUCCGCCAUCAUCAAUUAGCCCCGUCUCGCACUUCCGCUCACCAUCAUCAUCUUCGCCAGGCUCAUCGUCGUCUGCGGCGAGCCCAGGGUCAAAUGGGCAUAAGACCGAGCAGUGUCCGAAGACGAAAGAGGACAUGGCGAAGCACAUCGUAGAGCAGGGCAACUCGGCGUUCGCGCAGUGCGAGAUGCCGAUGGCGCCGUUCCUCAGAAAGGCGGUCGCGGACGAGACGGGCGGGCCGAUGAUCAUGUGCAAGGGGAGCUCGUUCCCGCCGACAGAGAAGAGUGACAAGAAUGUGGAGGUGCUCACCGCAUGGCGGAGCAUCACAAGCAAUCCGCAGUUCAAGGUCAGUAACGUCCGUAUGUGUUACUACGAUCCUCGGGGCUUGGCUGACACCGUGCGCGCUGUAGGAUCUGGACAUCAACGAGCUCUGUUCGGAGUUCACAAGCAAGGCGCGGUGCGACGGGACGAAGGUCGUGCUCGAGCCGCAGGGCGUGCACCACAUCAUCGAGACGCUCGCGGCGAAGCGGCAAGCGAAGCAGUAGACGUGCGUGCGUGCGCCCGCCGAGCAUGCACCAGCCAGGGCACGCCGCGUUGCUGUCGUCCCGCUCGUGCGUGUGUUCCCGCCUCCCCGCGGUGUUUUAAAUGGUCUUUCGGGUCGAAGUCGGAUUGCUGGGUCGGGUCGUGGUCGCGGGAGGGCGGGCUGGUCUGGUGUCGUAGUAGAAGGUGUGAGGACUCGACGCGUGGGCUGGCGCGGCGGAUUAGGUCGGCCGCGCCGCUGCGUUCCGCGUUGAGCGUGUCGUCGUUGUCGUUGGUUGUUGGUGCGGCUGUCGGACGUCUUCCCGCCGGCCCCGCGCCAGGUCAUGUCGUAUCGUGUAUAGUAUUGAUUCAUGUCGUCUUAUCUCUCAUCGUAUCAUUGUCUCAUCGUCUCACCGUCUCGUCCAUCACCACCACCACUCUUCUACUCACCGUCCGUCGCAUUGCGCCCCUUGCUCGGCGCUUGUAUACCGUCCAUGGUAAUCUCUGUUCUUCCGUUCGUUUGGUCUAGCCCGUCUGUCAUGCAGACGUGGAUGGCCCGUAUCACGGUUGUUGCAGUCCUUGUGUGUCUCCAAAUUCGUUCUAUCGUUCAUGCUCGUUGUUCAUGAAUUAUUCAUACGUAGUAAUGAUAUUCAUCUCAUCAGAGGGAUCCGGUCCGCUGUGCAGCUGCUAGUGCACGUUCUGGUGUGCCU